Messenger RNA from Nyctereutes procyonoides (raccoon dog), 3457 nucleotides. RefSeq names its product pleckstrin homology and FYVE domain containing 2 (gene PLEKHF2). Bases 834 to 1583 code for a protein of 249 amino acids. Lineage: Eukaryota; Metazoa; Chordata; Mammalia; Carnivora; Canidae. Gene Ontology annotation, molecular function: phosphatidylinositol binding; metal ion binding. The record is from RefSeq and is a predicted model, not a curated record. The transcript has 2 exons.
GCAGGGAGUCCGCCUGGGAUUCUCUCUCCUUCCCCCUGCUCAUUUGUGCACACAUGCACUCGCGCACUCUCUCUUCCUCUCAAAUCAGUAGAUCUUAAAAAAAAAAAAAAAAAAGGAAGCAACCUUUAGAAAGAAGUAAUUUAGUUUUUCAACCUUGGCUACACAUUAGGAUUCCCUGAGGAGCUUCUUAAAAAUACUGAUGCCUGAACUCCACCCAAGAACCAAGUCAGAAUUACUGGGUUUGGGGGUCAAGGCAUAGGUAGUUUUGCCUGCUUGUUUGUUUGUUUUAAAGCACUUGUGAUUUUAAUGUGCAUUCAAGUUUGAGAAUCAUUGAUAUAACUGACUCUCCCCAUCUCCUUACUCUUCAUUUUGUGGUUGAAUAAAGUGCAGAGAGGUUAAGUGCCACCCAAAUUCUAUCAGUCAGAUGAGAAAGCAUGUAUCUGAGUCAGAGGAAAAUGAAGGAUGUAAGAGGUUGACGUAACAGGUACAUUCAUUUCAGACCAGAAAGGUGGGCCAGCUCCAGUGACUUCCACCUCCGCUCCACGUGAGCGGCCCACAUGGAUGACCGAGUUUUUUAACCUUUGUCAUCGUUUGAACUGUCUCAAGGCCUAAACUCACCGGAGGUGGUGAUUCAAGAGCCUGUGUUGCUGUUUUCCAUCACACCUGAUGAACCAGCUUUUUGUCCUCCUUGUCGCCUCCCAGGCUGUUUUCUGUCUUCUUUCCGGUGCUGAGCCUUGCAGUUCACCUUCUGUGAACUCCCUGGCACCUCGUGGUCCUCUCCUUGACCUUAGCUCUCUAGAUCUGGUCAAUUCUCAACUUGCUAUCAGCAAAAGAUGGUGGAUCGCUUGGCAAACAGUGAAGCAAAUACUAGACGUAUAAAUAUAGUGGAAAACUGUUUUGGAGCAGCUGGUCAACCCUUGACUAUACCUGGAAGGGUUCUUAUUGGAGAAGGAGUAUUGACUAAGUUGUGCAGAAAGAAGCCCAAAGCAAGGCAAUUUUUCUUAUUUAAUGAUAUUCUUGUAUAUGGCAAUAUUGUCAUCCAGAAGAAAAAAUACAACAAACAACAUAUUAUUCCCCUGGAAAAUGUCACUAUUGAUUCCAUCAAAGAUGAGGGGGACUUGAGGAACGGAUGGCUUAUCAAGACACCAACUAAAUCAUUUGCAGUUUAUGCUGCCACUGCCACUGAGAAAUCCGAGUGGAUGAAUCACAUAAAUAAAUGUGUUACUGAUUUACUCUCCAAAAGUGGGAAGACACCCAGUAACGAACAUGCUGCUGUCUGGGUUCCUGACUCUGAAGCAACCGUAUGUAUGCGUUGUCAGAAAGCAAAAUUCACGCCCGUUAAUCGUCGUCACCAUUGCCGCAAAUGUGGUUUUGUCGUCUGCGGGCCCUGCUCUGAAAAGAGGUUUCUUCUUCCAAGCCAGUCCUCUAAGCCUGUGCGGAUUUGUGACUUCUGCUAUGACCUGCUUUCUACGGGGGACAUGGCCACGUGCCAGCCCGCCAGAUCGGACUCUUACAGUCAGUCACUGAAGUCUCCUUUAAACGACGUAUCUGAUGAUGAUGAUGAUGAUGAUAGCAGUGACUAAGGACAUAUUUGGAAAUAUUUAAUUGGGUGUGACUACCUGAGAAAUCCGCUCUGGGGGGGAAUGUAGAAUUCUGAGCUUUCUCUCAGUUUUGCUCUAGCCAUGAAUUUGCCUGAGAAACUUUUAACCUAUGUGCCUCAAUAUAUUCUAUAGAAAAUAGGUCCUGUCAUUGUGUCCUCACCCUCAUCUCCACCCAGCUCCCCACUCUUCUCCAGGGAUAGAUUAUUGCAAAGUAUAUCGGAUAAAUUUUUGGUUUCUUAUUGUUUAAUUUUAGAGUAUUUUGUUGGAAGGUUGGGAAGAGAUGUUUAUUUAACAGAUCAUGUACUACAUUGUUGUUUAUUAUAUGUUCUGUUAUAUGGAAAAACUAAAAGCAAAAAAUGAUGGGAAAAGGAGGAUAAUGCAGUUAGCGAACAUUAUUAGCUUUUUUCCUAACCAUCCUAUCUAAUGGUUAAGACACCAGUAACAAAAAAAAAAAAAAAGUGAUUUGAAAAUGCUUUGUUUGGCUUUUUCACAUACCAUGUGGUGCCUUAUCAUAAUAGCACUGUUACAUGAAAUAAGCCCUUACCUUCUCACUUUUAGUUUUUGAAAAUAACACUGGUGCUCUUUGAAGUGAUAAAAUGAGCAUUUAUGAAUGGGUGUAAUUAGAAAAUACUUCUCAUCUGCCAGCUACAAAUAACUAAAUUUAGAGCUUCUUCAUUCUAUAUGAAUAAUUAUUUUUCCAUAAAAUAGUUGCAAUUAUAUUUUUAUGUUUUAUAGAUUCCAAAUUAUAAUUGUCAAAUAUAUAUUUUAAAUCAAUAGGUAGCUUUUCAUUCUUAAGAAUUUGGUUUGGAACUUAUCAAAUACAGAAUUGUCACAUGGCGUUAAUUUCUACUUUUAGUAAAACAUUUGUAAGUGUAAAUUCAUCUGCUUUAACGUUAUUUCUAGAAUGAAAAAUCUUAUAAAACCUUUGAAAUUCAACAAUCUCUUUAAGAAAAUCCCAUGAUAGAGCACAGACCACUUAGGCUGAAGACUUGGAAGAAAUAAUGUGUAAGAAUGAUCAAGACAGACCAGUUAAGUUUGAUGAGACUAUAUGUCAGUGGAAGAAUUGCCUAUUUCAGUGUCAAACUAUCUUAAAUUUGCAAAUAUAGUGUUAUAUUUUAUAAAGUUUUGUAAAGUCCCAAACGAUAUUUCUAUUUUUGUAAAACAAUUGUAUGUUUAAUCUGUUUCUGAUAUCCUUUUGCAAUCUGUAGAAAUAGAGUAGAAAUUGAUCUUUCUAAAUUGUAAACUUUAUUGAGUCAGUCUAGAUUGCUUUUGAGGAUUGAUAAUUUUUCACUCUUUGCUUUUGAGGCAGCCAUUUAGGUUGAAAGUAUAUUUAUCAUAUAAAACUUGAUGCAUUUUGCACUAUUCUCUCCGUUUGUAUGCUGCAAAUAAUUACAGUCUUUCAAAUAUGAAAAAAAAAAUCAGCCUAAGGUUUGUUUUAAAUUCCAGACUUUUUGUUUUUAAACUUUUAAAUCUGGGUGUAUUGCAGAUGUCACGAGUUUGAGUCAAUCAAUAAUGGAGAAUUUUGGGAUUUGGUAAAGGCACUAACUUUAUUAUUAAAUUGUGAAGGUAUCUGAGAUACAUAGAUUUCCCUGAAGGAAAUGUGAAACAAAGACACAACAGUUUGUUUAUUUGUUUUAAUAUCAGAUGGACAUUUGUUUCCAAGCAAUAUAUACACAUAAGUAAUCAACAUAUCUCAAAACGACUACGAAACCCGAGAAGUGCUAAUGGAGACUUGCUCGGUACAUAGGAACCCAGCAAGCAAAUUUAAGAACCAAGGGGAAAUGUUCUGGGAUGACAUUUGCAUUGUCAACCUCUGUUGACACUGUUUUUACAAUAAAAAAUAUUUUACAACAUAA